AUGCGAUCCAUCUUAUUGUUGCUGUUGCUAGUAGCUCUUGAUCUAGCAGCGGCUCUCAAACGCUUUGAUCUGAACAUCACUCUCGACCAGAUCAACCCUGACUGCUCCGAUUAUGCAGGCUAUGCGCUAGUCGCCAACCACCAACUGCCUGGGCCUGUCCUUGAAGUGGAAGAGGGUGAGCGCGUCCAAGUCACUGUGCGCAAUUUUCUACCGCGGUCUACGCCUUCCAACAUAACAGGCGCAGGAAUGAACGACGUGACCGUCCACUUUCAUGGAAUCCGUCAAUACAGCUCAGCACAUUCCGACGGCGUGCCUUUCCUGACACAGCAGCCCAUCCCACCAGGCGCCGAAUUCACCCACUAUUUCCACGUUGUCAACCAAGUAGGAACGUACUUUUAUCAUGCCCACGUAGGACUGCAGGAGCAGACCCUGUUUGGACCGUUCAUCAUACACUCAAAGCAAGAACAAUUGUCGGAAAAAUAUCCAGAGCACAUAAUCAGCCUCAGCGAAUGGUGGCAUGCCAGUCGCACAGCGCUUGAAGAGUAUUUUCUCGGUCCAGAAUUUGAAUUCAUUCCCGAGGCACAGAGCGUCUUGAUCAAUGGCAGAACCUUGUACAACACCGACCGCCCUUCUCCACAGAACAAAGAUGUCUGUGGUGGUUACACACUCUUGGAGGUCGAUCGGGGGAAAACGUAUCGGCUGCGUGUCAUUGGCGCUUCAACCUUUCGCACGCUGGGGUUUGGAAUUGCACAUCAUAACCUAACUAUUAUCGAAGUCGAUGGUGAGCGUGUGAAGCCGUACUCGGUUCCUUUUCUCGAAGUCACUCCUGGCCAGCGCUUUUCUGUUCUACUCCAUGCUGUCCAGCCCGUGGGCGACUAUACGAUGGCCACGAAUCGUCGAUGGGCUGAAGACGUCAGUCGAGGCUCAAACGGUAUGGGUAUCCUGCGAUACAAUAGCGAACAUGACGCUACUAGUACUACUACCAGCCACAUCAGUAACGAUAACAAUAACGACAAAGCACCUGUUUUCAAACUACCGCCUAAUAAGCCCUAUUUCCCGCUUGCGGACUCUACUCAUUGGAUUUGGUCCGAACUCGAACCAUUGUAUGGGGUGGAUCCUGUGGUCAACAGACCUGCAUCUCGCACGAUCAAGCUCCGGGCAACGGAUAUGAUAUUUCCUACAGGCGAAAGACGCUGGUUCAUCAAUGGUAUCGCCUAUACUGAGCCUGAGCGGCCAAUUCUUAUGGACAUCCUUCAAAUCAAACGACAACGACCCAUAAUGUCGGCGAACACUUUUCAUAACGGGUACGAUCCUUAUUUGGCAACUUAUCCGUUGUAUCACUAUGAAAUCGUCGAUUUUGUGUUGCAGAGCACCCAUAUACCGGGCGAACCUUGUCGUAGCCAUCCAUGGCAUACACAUGGCCACUCGCAUUGGGAAAUUGCUCAUGGGCUAGGAGAAUAUGACGAGUUUGAGCAUAGUGAUAUACGCAAUAACCCGCAUCCCAUCCAAAAGGAUGUCACAUUAGGAUAUCCAGGCAUUGAUCCAGACGAUGACAUAGUGAAUGGGACAUUAGCAACAGAACCUGUGGGUUGCGGAUGGUCUAAAAUACGGAUACUAGCUGAUAAUCCUGGCGUCUGGUUAUUGCAUUGCCAUAACAGUCCUCAUAUGCUACAGGGCAUGAUGGUGGUGCUUGAAGAAUCCCCAGAACUGAUUAACGAUUAUUUACAAUCAUCAUGA
Zychaea mexicana is the source of this 1737-nucleotide messenger RNA. RefSeq names its product Cupredoxin. NCBI's taxonomy places the organism in Eukaryota, Fungi, Mucoromycota, Mucoromycetes, Mucorales, Lichtheimiaceae. Gene Ontology annotation, molecular function: copper ion binding; oxidoreductase activity. Bases 1 to 1737 code for a protein of 578 amino acids. The record is from RefSeq and is a predicted model, not a curated record. The transcript is spliced from 3 exons.